Messenger RNA from Apodemus sylvaticus (European woodmouse), 1593 nucleotides. It is a transcript of the gene Uncx, whose product is annotated as UNC homeobox. The transcript has 3 exons. Lineage: Eukaryota; Metazoa; Chordata; Mammalia; Rodentia; Muridae. The coding region runs from base 1 to 1593 and encodes 530 amino acids. Gene Ontology annotation, biological process: regulation of DNA-templated transcription. The record is from RefSeq and is a predicted model, not a curated record. Gene Ontology annotation, molecular function: DNA-binding transcription factor activity, RNA polymerase II-specific; sequence-specific double-stranded DNA binding.
AUGAUGGACGGUCGCCUCCUAGAGCACCCGCAUGCCCAGUUCGGGGGCUCGCUGGGCGGCGUGGUGGGCUUCCCCUACCCGCUGGGCCACCACCACGUGUACGAGCUGGCCGGUCACCAGCUGCAGUCGGCUGCCGCCGCCGCCGCCGCGGCCUCGGUGCCCUUCUCCAUCGACGGCCUGCUCAGCGGCUCGUGCGCUGCAGCAGCCGCCUCGGUGGUCAACCCCACGCCGCUGCUGCCGGCCGCCUGCGGGGUGGCCGGCGAAAGCCAGCCCUUCAAGCUUGCAGACUCGGGGGAUCCAGACAAGGAGAGCCCCGGCUGCAAACGGAGGCGCACCCGCACCAACUUCACCGGCUGGCAGCUGGAGGAGCUGGAGAAGGCGUUUAACGAAAGCCACUACCCGGACGUGUUCAUGCGGGAGGCGCUGGCGCUGCGCCUGGACCUGGUCGAGUCCCGAGUUCAGGUCUGGUUCCAAAAUCGCCGGGCCAAGUGGAGAAAGAAGGAGAACACCAAGAAGGGCCCGGGCCGGCCGGCCCACAACUCGCACCCGACCACGUGCAGCGGGGAGCCCAUGGAUCCGGAGGAGAUUGCUCGCAAGGAACUGGAGAAGAUGGAGAAGAAGAAACGCAAACACGAGAAGAAACUGCUCAAGAGUCAGAACCGCCACCUGCACUCGCCCGGUGGCCUGUCCCUGCACAGCGCUCCUAGCUCCGACAGCGACAGCGGUGGCGGAGGCUUGUCUCCAGAGCCACCGGAGCCGCCACCGCCGACCGCUGCGGCCAAGGGCCCUGGAGCGCACGGCUCUGGCAUCGCAGGUUCCGCUCCGGUACCUCCUGGCGAGCCACCCGCGCCUGGCACCUGCGACCCUGCCUUCUACCCGAGCCAAAGAAGCGGCGCUGGCUCGCAGCCGCGGCUAGGCCGCCCGGGGGACAAGGACACGGUCCCUUGCGGGCCCGGAACCGCAGCGACUGCGGGCCUGCCUAAGGCUAGCCCGUUCAGCGUGGAAAGCCUGCUGUCCGACUCUCCACCGCGCCGCAAAGCCACCCCAGCCAACGCUGCGGCCACUGCGGGGCUGGACUUCACGCCGGGGCUGCCAUGCGCGCCUCGGACCCUGAUUGGCAAGGGCCACUUCUUGCUCUACCCCAUCACGCAGCCCCUCGGUUUCCUGGUGCCACAGGCAGCGCUCAAGGGUGGAGCGGGCCCUGAGUUGGUGCCCAAGGAUGCGCCUCCCGCGCCCCCCGCUCCCCCCGCACCACCCGCGCAGGCCAGCUUCGGAGCUUUCCCCGGACCUGGUGGCGGUGCGGACCCGUCCUUCGCCCGUCGCAGCCCUGAGGUUGUUGCCUCUCCCGGGCCACCGGCUCCCGCUUCUUUCCGGGACCUAGCAGCGGCGGCAGCCGAGAGCGGUGCGGGGGACUGCGCGGACGCGGGGACCGUCUGCCCCGCGGCCCCGCCGCCCCCGCCCCUCGAAACGUCGCCCGGCCCGGGUCCCAGAGCUCCCAGUCCACCCGGGGAGCCAGCCACAUGUGGUGCCGCAGAGCCGGGCGCUGCUACAGGACCCAGCCCUCCGGAGGGCGAGGAAGUAGACAUGGACUGA